This is a messenger RNA of Symbiodinium necroappetens, 255 nucleotides long. The record is from the annotation of a GenBank genome assembly. Lineage: Eukaryota; Dinophyceae; Suessiales; Symbiodiniaceae.
AUGUUCUACGCCGAGAACUAUGCCGGGUUCAAGAAGAUUCUGGAGCGCGUGAAGUACUACAACGAACAGGCCAAGGAGCGCUUCACCAAGAACUCCAACUACUUGCCAAUAGACUAUUUCGAGCCCUCCAAGCUGUUGGAGGCUUGCGCGGCCAAGGAAGGCACAAAGGUGUUCCCCGGCCAGACGCUGAUUGACGUGGUGCUGGCCGACUUCCGCAAGAAGAGUUCUGCUCCUGGCCCGUUUGCAAAGCUUUGA